AUGUCUGACAUGAUGGUUGAUGAGCUUAUUGACCCUGUCUCCGUUGAGGCCACAAUUCCACCCUUCGACAUUGAUAACCCCCAGGCAGAGGAAGGCUAUGGAUCUGUCUCACAGGAUGUCAUCGCUAGGGCAAUGGUAGGGUCAAGGUCUGCUUCAAGUGAACCUGAAAGGGAUCGCUACUAUCGCAAAAUGGCUCAUCCCCUAAAACUAAGCCCGCUCCAAGCCCUCUACAACAAGGGAGAUGGUGAAAAGGCCUUCAGCCUUUUGAGGAAGUGGCACUUGGAAGUUGAUGCCCAUCUCUAUGCACCUGGUGGCUCAGAAACCUUCACCCACAUGAUGGCAGGCCAUUUCAUUGACUUCUCACUCAAAGUCCCUGAUCGUGCUGGGUUUGAUGCAAUCCUCCCAACAAUUGGUGCAAAUACUGAAUGGUGCUUCCACCUGAACCUCUGUGGUUCUGUGCGUGAGUUCCUCAAUCACUGUGGUGAUCUUGGGUUUGACCCCACUGGGCGAAUGCUCCACAUUGGGACCAAGGACCACGACAAUGUGUACCUUUCCAUGGCACCCAAAGGGUUCCUGGAUGGCACUGAUGACCUGGUUGCACUGGCAUGCAUACUGGGACCACUCUGA
Cantharellus anzutake is the source of this 627-nucleotide messenger RNA. RefSeq lists its product as uncharacterized. The transcript has a single exon. The coding region runs from base 1 to 627 and encodes 208 amino acids. Lineage: Eukaryota; Fungi; Basidiomycota; Agaricomycetes; Cantharellales; Hydnaceae. The record is from RefSeq and is a predicted model, not a curated record.